AUGUUGGCAUCCAUCCUAGUCAACGGGACAAACUUGCAGCAAGUCUCUCUACAGACAGCAGCCUUGGGUAGCCAACCUACCUUUGCCGAAUUGGUAUGUAGCAAGGUUGCUUACGACUAUGCAAUGGAUGUGGAAACCUUUCCUAAGAUACGGCGCUUCUCCUUCACACCUUCUUAUAUGGACAAUGGCGUGCCGCUUUUACCAAAUCUUCAUCAUUUUGCAUUGCACUAUGCGACAGCGGGCGUAGGCCUAUGUAUCCAUCCGCUCAAGUGUACUGAACUAGGUACGCUCCGAUCGCUCACGUUCCGCCAUGUCUAUGCUGCUGGGGACAAGGUCCGUGGAUUGUUGGCACUCACCAACUUCCCCUUUCUCAAAGAGCUCUGCAUCUUCGAAGGGAGCUGGGACGAUGAUUUGAGUUAUCCAGAUCUAGUGUCAUUGAUCCACAACCGCUGCCCAUCCCUGCAGACGCUCGUGCUGGAUUUCAUGGACAACGCCGACGAAGAUCCCAGCAACAAGCCCAAACCACUUUUCUACUUGCUGGCGAGUGUCACCUCGGCUCGCAUCCACGUACGCCAUCUGCCCGACAGCUACCAAGAUCUAGCCUACAUUCUUGCGUCUGGACAUCCUGCAUGGCCUGAAAGUGUGCAGCGCUUGGAGAUAACAGGCCUGGCCGUGCCUAUGCUGAACGCUAUGGCUGCGGCAUAUGUGAUGAGCCAGCCUGUGGGCAUUAAGCUUGCAAGCGUGCAGGAACUACGACUUACGUUCGAAUCAAACGCACUUUUUGACCAGGACCUUCGAGACUUUGACAGCGUUUUGGUUGACGUGAUUGACGCUUGCAGAAGAAAGGGUGUCUAUAUUGGGGUUUAUCAGCGUCGUACUGGCGAUUUGGACGCUGUCGACGAGUUUCACAUGGGGCAUGAAACUAAGGCGAUUCUUGGACAAGCAGAUGAGUAA
This is a messenger RNA of Bipolaris maydis ATCC 48331, 954 nucleotides long. RefSeq lists its product as uncharacterized. The record is from RefSeq and is a predicted model, not a curated record. Lineage: Eukaryota; Fungi; Ascomycota; Dothideomycetes; Pleosporales; Pleosporaceae.